Cavia porcellus (domestic guinea pig) is the source of this 1614-nucleotide messenger RNA. RefSeq names its product NSF attachment protein alpha (gene Napa). The record is from RefSeq and is a predicted model, not a curated record. Gene Ontology annotation, cellular component: synaptobrevin 2-SNAP-25-syntaxin-1a complex; vacuolar membrane; terminal bouton. Gene Ontology annotation, biological process: SNARE complex disassembly; regulation of synaptic vesicle priming; synaptic transmission, glutamatergic. The transcript has 11 exons. The coding region runs from base 150 to 1037 and encodes 295 amino acids. Lineage: Eukaryota; Metazoa; Chordata; Mammalia; Rodentia; Caviidae. Gene Ontology annotation, molecular function: soluble NSF attachment protein activity; syntaxin binding.
GAGUCAAGUGGGCUCUGGCCGCAGGCGGCGCGCGCCGGUGCGACGUCUACGUAGCCCGCUGAGCUCUUUGGCCUGUGUACCGCCGCAGGGCCGCAGCGGAGUCCUUCAGUACCCAGUCGGGCGGUUUGCUGAGAAGUUUUGCGGCCGACAUGGACAACUCUAGGAAGGAAGCGGAGGCAGUGGCCCUGCUGGCCGAGGCGGAGCGUAAAGUGAAGAACUCGCAGUCCUUCUUCUCUGGCCUAUUCGGAGGCUCAUCCAAAAUAGAGGAAGCAUGCGAAAUGUACGCCAGAGCAGCAAAUAUGUUCAAAAUGGCCAAAAACUGGAGUGCUGCUGGGAACGCUUUCUGCCAGGCUGCCCAACUGCACCUGCAGCUCCAGAGCAAGCAUGACGCAGCCACCUGCUUUGUGGACGCUGGUAAUGCCUUCAAGAAAGCUGAUCCCCAAGAGGCCAUCAACUGUUUGAUGAGAGCCAUCGAGAUCUACACAGACAUGGGCCGAUUCACGAUCGCAGCCAAGCACCACAUCUCCAUCGCCGAGAUCUACGAGACGGAGCUGGUGGACAUCGAGAAGGCCAUCGCCCACUAUGAGCAGUCUGCAGACUACUACAAAGGCGAGGAGUCCAACAGCUCAGCCAACAAGUGUCUGCUGAAGGUGGCGGGCUACGCUGCACAGCUGGAGCAGUACCAGAAAGCCAUCGACAUCUACGAGCAGGUGGGGACCACCGCCAUGGAUAGCCCCCUGCUCAAAUACAGUGCCAAGGACUACUUCUUUAAGGCGGCGCUCUGCCACUUCUGCAUUGACUCGCUCAACGCCAAGCUUGCUGUCCAGAAGUACGAGGAGCUGUUCCCGGCCUUCUCUGACUCCCGGGAGUGCAAGCUGAUGAAAAAGUUGUUGGAUGCCCACGAGGAACAGAACGUGGACAGCUACACAGAGUCGGUGAAGGAGUACGACUCCAUCUCCCGGCUGGACCAGUGGCUCACCACCAUGCUGCUGCGCAUAAAGAAGACCAUCCAGGGCGACGAGGAGGACCUGCGCUAGGCUGUCGCCCACUGUUCCUGCUGGCUGGUGCGUGCAGCAGUGGUGGACUGAGCCUGCUCAAGACCUUUCUCCUUACCCACCUGGGGACUCCCAUGGGCUACCAGGGCAGUGGUGCGGCUCAGCAGCACCUCAGGGCACCAGAGGCCCGGCCACUGGCCACUCACCUCUGCUCUCGCUACAACCCUCGCCCCUGCCUGUCUAUUUAAGCCCCUAACGUGUCCUCCACCCCAGUCAGCUGUAGCAGUUUGAUACAGACCCCUGUGUGAGCACUGCUGGGCAUCAGGGGUCAGCAUCUGUGCCCAGCGCAGGAGCAGCCAAAUCUCGUGGCUGGUGUCUACCCCCACUUUGGCCCCUGGCAGAGCUCUAAGCACAAGUAGCCACUGAGACCUCCUCUCACCACCAAGGGUGGCUUUGUCCUGCACCCUGGCCUCCUGUCUCAGGUUAGACCACGGCCCCAGCACCCAGAGGGUUUUUCCCCAGACCCACUCUGCGCUGCUCCUCCCUUGUGCUUGAGGUUUGGUCCGGGGUUCGGAAGCUCCAAAUGCCCCAAGAAGGAAAAUAAAAAUUGCCACUUUUG